GGUGGGUCUGAUUGUUGCUCAGUUCAGGAAAGCUUCAGUCAGUCUUCAUGGUGCAGAGAUAACUGUGGACUCUUUACCCUGUUUUUCCCCCGUUUUUCCUGUUUUUCCCCCGUUUUUCCCCAUUCUUCUCUCUCCCCAAAGUUCAUGUCGUCCGUAUAGACAGAAGACAUGAUGAUUUUUCUACAUUCCAGGAUUUUGCUGUAUCUGGCGGUGUCUCUGAGUGCGCUGCUGUUCUGUAAAGGUCAGGACGGAAACAGCGGAGAUGAUCUGAGCUGUAUGGAGGACGGGCAGGUUUACAGUAACCGGGACGUUUGGAAACCGGAGCUGUGCCGGAUCUGCGUCUGCGACAGCGGGACCAUCCUGUGUGACGAGGUGCGCUGUGACGACCUGUCCCACUGCGAGCGCGCCAUCACCCCCCCGGGGGAGUGCUGCCCCGUCUGCCAGAGCGACGGCCCCGACAGCGGCGGCGCCGAUCGAAUCCAAAAGGGUCAGAAGGGAGAACCUGGAGAUGUUCCAUAUGUCGCUGGGUUGCCUGGACGACCGGGACCAAUGGGGCCUCCAGGAUCACCGGGAUUUCGGGGCGACCGCGGACCCAAAGGACGACCUGGUCCUAGAGGUCCUGCCGGGUUUGAUGGAGAACCUGGAGUUCCAGGGCAGCCAGGAGAUCCCGGUCCACCGGGCCACGCCCCCGGAGGUCAGCUCUCCUCUCAGAUGGCUGGAGGAUUUGAUGAGAAGUCAGCAGGUCAGCACGCCAUGAUUCCUGGACAACGAGGAGAGGCAGGAGCCCGAGGACCACCCGGCCCCAAUGGUUCACCAGGGGCAGCAGGUCCACAAGGAUCCCCUGGUGAUGCUGGAGAUCCUGGACCAAUGGGUCCGGCCGGACAGAGGGGUCCUGAUGGUCCUCCAGGGAAGCCGGGUGAAGAUGGAGAAGCAGGAACUCCAGGAAGUGCAGGAGAGAUGGGAUUCCCGGGAUCUGCGGGGGCGAGAGGAUUCCCCGGGACGCCCGGACCACCGGGGCUGAAGGGUCACAGAGGUCAUCAGGGUCCAGCGGGUGUGAAAGGAGAACGUGGAGCAGUUGGAUCUAAAGGUGAAUCCGGUGGAACCGGUCCAAUGGGCGCACCUGGACCCAUGGGUCCGCGGGGCAUGCCCGGAGAGAGAGGACGCCCGGGACCCAGCGGAGUACCGGGAAUGCGAGGAUCUCAGGGGAACGGAGGGAAACCGGGUCCAAUGGGGCCGAUGGGGAUUAUUGGAGCAGCAGGUUAUCCAGGAGCUCCAGGAAUGAAGGGUCAACCUGGACCUACUGGAGUUCGGGGUCCUGAAGGACCUCAGGGACAGAGAGGAGAGACCGGUCUACAAGGCAGAGCUGGACCAAUGGGCAUUCAGGGACCCAUGGGUGUGGAUGGAGGUACCGGUUCUAAAGGUCCAGUGGGGAACGUCGGGCCGGGGGGUCCCGUUGGUCUCCUCGGUCCUCCUGGUCCUCCAGGACCUCAGGGCAGCACCGGCCAGCCGGGUAUCAAAGGACAAGGGGGAGACGUCGGUGUUCCUGGAUUUAAAGGAGAAGCAGGACCUAAAGGAGAACAGGGACCUCAGGGAGCUCAGGGUGUGAUUGGACCUCAGGGAGAAGAAGGGAAAAGAGGAAACAGAGGAGAUCCGGGUUCUGUAGGACCACCUGGACCCGUCGGCGAGAGAGGAGCUCCUGGAAAUCGGGGUUUCCCUGGUCAGGACGGAUUACAGGGAGCUAAAGGAGCACAAGGAGACCGCGGAAUUACAGGAACAUCAGGCCCCAAAGGAUCCACUGGAGAUCCAGGAAGACUGGGUGAACCAGGCCUGCCAGGCGCCAGGGGUCUGACUGGGACUCCUGGAGUUCAGGGAGCUGAGGGGAAGCCGGGUCCGCUGGGAGCUACAGGUGAGGACGGACGUCCUGGACCUCCAGGAUCUACAGGAACCAGAGGUCCUGCAGGAUCGAUGGGUCUCCCGGGUCCCAAAGGUUUCAGUGGCGAUCCAGGAAAAACAGGAGAACAAGGAUCACCCGGAGCUCCAGGACAGAGGGGUCCUCCAGGGAAGGAGGGUGAAGUCGGUCCUCUCGGUUCUGCUGGACCACCAGGACCCGCAGGUGACAGAGGAGAACAGGGACCUCCAGGAAUGCCAGGCUUCCAGGGUUUACCUGGUCCCCCUGGUCCAGUAGGAGAGGGAGGAAAACCUGGUGAUCAGGGGAUUCCGGGCGACGGGGGACCGGUUGGAUUAAUUGGACCGAGGGGAGAGCGAGGAACUCCUGGAGAGAGAGGAGAACUCGGAACUCCAGGAUUACCAGGAUCUAAAGGGAUCCCCGGAGCUCCAGGACCAGACGGACCAAAGGGCAGUCCUGGACCCGCGGGAGCACUCGGAGAUCUGGGUCCUCCAGGGCUUCAGGGAAUGCCAGGAGAACGGGGCAUCUCAGGACCCCCGGGACCUAAAGGAGAACGGGGAGCUUUAGGAGAGAAAGGAUCAGAGGGAACUCCAGGAAACGACGGAGCCAGAGGGCUGCCAGGACCGCUGGGACCAGCAGGACCCCCAGGACCAAGUGGUGAAAAGGGGGAACCUGGACCUAAAGGACCACCCGGACCCCAGGGUUCGAGAGCGAUGCCUGGUUCUCGGGGGGAACCGGGACCGACCGGUGCUGUGGGCUUUCCUGGACCUCCUGGUCCUGAUGGCCAACCUGGUGUGAAAGGAGAGCCUGGAGAGCCGGGACAGAAGGGAGAUGCUGGAUCUCCUGGACCUCAGGGUUUAGCAGGACCUCCAGGACCGGUGGGUACAGCCGGUGUCGCGGGACCAAAGGGAGGAAGAGGAACUCAGGGAGCUCCUGGUCCGACUGGAUUCCCUGGAUCUGCAGGAAGAGUCGGUCCACCAGGCGCCACUGGUCCGAUUGGUCAGCCUGGACCCGUCGGUCUUCCUGGGAAAGAAGGUCCUCCUGGACUUCGUGGAGAUCAUGGACCCCCGGGACGGCAGGGAGAGAGAGGUCAGCCUGGACCCGCAGGAAGUCCUGGAGAUAAAGGAGAUCCCGGAGAGGACGGACCCACAGGUCCUGAUGGUCCACCCGGUCCUGCUGGAACUACGGGACAGAGAGGAAUUGUGGGUCUUCCUGGACAGAGAGGAGAGCGAGGGAUGGCGGGAUUACCCGGACCAGCGGGUCCUCCAGGGAAAGCAGGAUCUCCAGGCUCUCCCGGAGAUAAAGGUCCGCCGGGUCCGGUCGGGUCUCCGGGAGCUAAUGGACCCCGCGGUGAUCCUGGACCUGACGGACCUUCUGGAUCCGACGGCCCACCAGGGAAAGAGGGAGUCAUCGGGGAACGGGGCGAGCGCGGGGACCCGGGGCCCGAGGGACUGCUGGGACCGAGAGGAGCGCCCGGUCCCGCCGGACCUGUUGGUGCUACAGGAGGUGCAGGAAAACGAGGAGAUGCUGGUUCUAGAGGACCGGUCGGACCCCCGGGACCAGCAGGGAAGAGAGGACUUCCUGGACCCCAGGGACCCAGAGGAGAUAAGGGAGAGCUGGGCGAUCAUGGGGAGAGAGGACAGAAGGGACACAGAGGAUACACAGGUCUACAGGGACUUCCUGGAUCACCUGGCACGACUGGAGAUCAGGGACCUCCUGGAAUUGUUGGGCCAAGUGGACAAAGAGGACCUCCUGGACCAAUAGGACCACCAGGUAAAGAAGGGUACCUUGGACAGCCUGGACCAAUGGGACCACCGGGAUCCAGAGGAAUCAGUGGAGAUACUGGACCAGAGGGACCUCCUGGAGAACCUGGUCCUCCAGGCCCCCCCGGGUCUCCCGGACCCCCGACGGCUGCUAUAGACGACUUGUUCGGAAGUCCUCAGGAUUAUGAUGCUGGUCCUCCUCCUCCAGAGUUCCCCGAGGAUGAGGCUCUGCCCAAAUCAAACUCCACAGAUCUGUUCCAGGCUGAUCCUGGAGUUCAGGCCACGCUGAAGUCCCUCAGCAGUCAGAUCGACAGCAUGCGGAGCCCCGACGGCACCAAGAAACACCCGGCCAGAACCUGCGAGGACCUGAAGCAGUGCUACCCCAUGAAGAAGAGCGGAGAGUACUGGGUGGAUCCGAAUCAGGGCAGCGCAGAAGAUGCUAUUAAAGUGUUCUGUAAUAUGGAUACGGGAGAAACCUGUAUCUCCGCCAACCCCGCCAGCAUCCCCCGAAAAACAUGGUGGAGUUCUUCCGGAAACAAACCAGUGUGGUUCGCUACCAUGAACGGAGGAACCUACUUCACCUACGGGAAUAAAGACCAGGCUCCGAACUCCGUCACCGUUCAGAUGACCUUCAUCCGCCUGCUGUCUAAAGAAGCGUCUCAGACCAUCACCUACCACUGCAGGAACUCUGUGGGCUAUAAGGACGAGUCGACCGGAAACCUGAAGAAAGCCGUGAUUCUAAAAGCCUCCAACGACAUGGAGCUGAAAGCUGAGGGAAACAACCGCUUCAGAUACACCGUGCUGGAGGACAGCUGCUCCCAGGCGAACGGUAACUGGGGGAAAACGGUUUUUGAGUACAGGACACAGAAAACGGCGAGAUUACCCAUAGUGGACAUCGCCCCGGUGGACGUGGGCGGGGCUAAUCAGGAGUUCGGCGUGGACAUCGGGCCGGUUUGCUUCUUGUAAAGAAGAGAAAAGAGAAUCCUGAGACUCUUGAACUGCUGAGUCUCUGCUCAGCCUUGUACAGAACAGCGGACUGUCCGGCGCGUCCGGCCCCGAGCGGAUAUUUAUUACGCCUUUAUUACACAAACUCCUCCCACAACCCCCCACAAACUCCUCCCACAACCCCGCACAAACUCCUCCCACAACCCCCCACAAACUCCUCCCACAAACCCCACAAACUUCUACUACAAACUCCUCCCACAAACCAGCACAAACUCCUCCCACAAACUCCUCCCUCAACCCCUACAAACUCCUCCCCAAAAAAAACCCCACAAACUCCUCCCACAACCACCCCCACAAACUUCUACUACAAACUCCUCCCACAACCCACACCAUCUCCUCCCACAAACCCCCACAGACUCCUCCCACAAACCCCACAAACUCCUUCCACAAACUCCACCACAAACCCCCCACAAACUCCACCCACAAACCCCACAAACCCCUCCCACAAACCCCCCACAAACUCCUCCCACAACCCCCCACAAACCGCAAAAAACUCCCACAAACUACUCUGACAAACUCCUCCCACAAACUCCUCCCACAAUCGUCUACAAACUUCCAGACAUCACAGCAGCAGCACAUUUCCACCUGGAUUACAAGCAGAUUAAUACAGAUUAUUACAGAUUACAGGGAUUAAACUCUGGGAGGUUUAUAUUCACAGAGAAAUCUGAGGAUGAUUUAUGGUUCUGAGAUUAAAUCUUUAUUAAAUCUUAAUACAAUUAAAACUGUCUGUUCAUCAGUCUGAGAUUUAAAGGCUGCUGUUGGAUUCUGUUAGAAAUCGUAUGAAUUUCAUGUAUUUUUAUAUUUGUGCUACAAUUCUUUUUAUUUGUAAUUUUUUUAAAGGAAACUCAUGGUGCUACAGAGGAAGCUUGAGUUGGUGAAAUUGCUUCUGGCGUAUUUUUAUUAUUUUUGAUUUUCAGAAAAAAAUCAUUGAUAUUUCUGUUACAUUUUUCUUGUAUGAUGUUUGAAUGCAACUGAACAUUAAACCUGAAUACGAUGA
Molecule: messenger RNA, 5671 nt
Organism: Astyanax mexicanus (Mexican tetra)
Lineage: Eukaryota; Metazoa; Chordata; Actinopteri; Characiformes; Acestrorhamphidae
Gene: col5a2a
Product: collagen, type V, alpha 2a
Exons: 54
Coding region: 169-4635 (1488 amino acids)
Cellular component (GO): collagen type V trimer
Molecular function (GO): protein binding; extracellular matrix structural constituent
Source: RefSeq, a predicted model, not a curated record